Messenger RNA from Aphanomyces astaci, 1372 nucleotides. Its product is annotated as histidine-tRNA ligase. The record is from RefSeq and is a predicted model, not a curated record. Gene Ontology annotation, biological process: histidyl-tRNA aminoacylation. Bases 11 to 1261 code for a protein of 416 amino acids. The transcript has 10 exons. Gene Ontology annotation, cellular component: cytoplasm. NCBI's taxonomy places the organism in Eukaryota, Oomycota, Saprolegniomycetes, Saprolegniales, Verrucalvaceae. Gene Ontology annotation, molecular function: histidine-tRNA ligase activity; ATP binding.
CACUAUUGCAAUGGCAACCAAGAAGGCCACGGGUGUGGCCGCCGUCCGCGGGACAAGGGACCUCUGGGCGAAAGACCUCGCAGCCCAGCAGCAUGUGGUGAGCAUCAUGCAGUCCACGUGCAGUCGGUACGGGUAUGCUCCCGUCCAAACGCCGAUGAUCGAGUCCACCGACCUAUACAUGCGCUCCCUUGGCACCACCUCCGACAUUGUGUCCAAGGAAAUGUAUACCUUCCCAGACAACUCGAACAACAGCUUGACGUUGCGGCCUGAAGGCACAGCCGGUGUCGUGCGUUCCAUGCUAAGCAACGGGUUGCAAUACGCUGGUCCGCAUAAAGUGUCGUACUCUGGCAGUAUGUUUCGCUACGAACGGCCCCAGCGCGGGCGGUACCGCGAAUUCCAGCAGUUUGGCAUCGAAUACCUCGGGUCGAAUGGGCCGCAUAUCGACAUUGACGUGCUGGCCAUGGCCAACGACGUCGUGAACGCGCUCGGAUUGGACUUGACGCUGCAUAUCAACACCCUCGGAUGUGUGGACAGUCGAAAAGCAUACCGAAGCACCCUCACGGCGUUCUUGGACCCACUCAAGCACGAACUCUCGGCCGACAGCCAACAGCGGUUAACGCGUGGCAGCGUGCUGCGCAUUUUGGACUCCAAGGAUAGUCGAGACAAGGAAUUGCUGCAGGACGCGCCGCGGUUGCUCGACAGUUUAACCAAAAGCGCCCGCACGCGUUUUGAUGUGGUGCAAAACGGAUUGGCGGCGCUGGGCAUCUCGUCGCAGCUGGAUCACACCCUCGUUCGUGGAUUGGACUACUACAGCCACACAGUGUUUGAAUUUGUGGAUUCUUCGUCCGGACUCGCAUGUUUAGCUGGGGGAUGCUACGACCACCUUGUCGAAGCCCUAGGGGGCCCAGCGAUGUCUUGCGUGGGGUGGGCCGCCGGCGUGGACCGGCUCACGGCACUAGGCCCCGUCCGUCGGCCCCCGCCGACGCAGAUUGCGAUGGUGCCUGUGGGCAACGUGGGCGUGUCUGCGAUACAGUUGGCGGCGGCACUGCGGCGGGCCGGCCAUGUCGUGCAUUGGAUUGAGUUUCCGCAGCUCAAGAAGCAGCUCAAGCUGGCCGACCAGUUUGGAUGUACCUACGCCAUCUUACUGGGCCAAGAUGAGCUCGAUCAAGGAUAUGUGACACUGAAGGAUCUAGGCGGACGGACGCAGCAGACGCUGCCGGCCGAGAACGUUGUCGCAUAUUUUGACCAGUUGCUAGCUUAGACAAGGUCAUUUCACGGUUAUAUGAUCUACCGUAUGUGUGGUUGAUCUGCACCGUGAACUAUGAAAACGCAAAUAGAAUUCAAAUAUUCAAUACAAUCACACAUCAAGUAC